AUGAGGGGUUACCAGUUCUACAUGGAGGGAAAUGUGAAAAACAUAGAGAUUGCAAAGAAACACAACACUGUGAAAGCAAAAGUUCUCCCAAGCAUGAAGCAAAAGAAAUACACCACCAUCAUUGCCUUCCAAGAACAGCCAAGUCCACAGAGCAGCAUGCUCUUGCCCAGCAGGGUGACUGAAAAGACAGGGCCAGGUGGACUCGGCAAAUGUAAUCACAUCGGUGGCAUACUGUUUGCAACCGAAGCCUUCAAUAAAACAGAUCUAAGAGAGCAGCCGACACCCGUGCCAUCCACAGGAAGACUGUGUGUUUGGAAUUUGCCCCGUAAUGUUAAGGUGGAAGCACAAGAAAUCACUGACGUCAAGAUCGGGAAGAUCAGUUAUGGAAAGGACACUAAGUUUCUGAAAACCAAACACUACGAUCCACGAGCACCCCAUCAGCGAGAUGUGGACAAGAAUGCCUUGGCUACAUUCAGGCAAGAGGUGCAGUCCAUUGCGCCUGGAUCUAUGUUUCUGCUUUAUCCGAAAAAGUCCAGUGCAACCUCAGCCGCCACUAACACAUGUCAGCCCAGUACAACCCCAGCUGCCACCAACACCUGUCAGCCCAGUGCAACCUCAGCUGCCACCAAUGCCUGUCAGCCCAGUGCAACCUCAGCUGCCACCAACAUCUGUCAGCCCAGUGCAACCUCAGCCGCCAGCAACACUUGUCAGCCCAGUGCAACCUCAGCUGCCACCAACACCUGUCAGUCCAGUGAAACCUCAGCCGCCACCAACACCUGUCAGUCCAGUGAAACCUCAGCCGCCAACUGUCAGUCGAGCCAUCCAGCAUCUACGAACACCAGCAGUCAUGACUUACCAGACCUUCCCUUUAAUGACCAUUAUAACUUUUCUACCAGACCAUUUGUGGAAAUGAUGGACACUUACAUGCGUACAACAACACUCACGAAAGAAAAACAGAUGGAGAUAGAGGAGGAAACAAGAGGGCAAUCCAGCAGCAAUGCUUGGAGGGAAGUAAGACAGGAAAAACUGACAGCAUCUAACUUCAAAUCUGCGAUCAGCUGUACAGUGGAGCCAUCCAACAAAAUAAAAGCUAUGAUAUACAACAACUUCUCUACUGCAGCAACAGCAUAUGGGAACCGUAAUGAGGCUGUUGCAGUUGAGGAGUAUGUUGACCUCAUUCAAGAGGAGCACCCUGGGGCACAGUGUAUAGAAGCUGGACUCAUUCUAUCAUUUGAGAGACCAUGGCUGGGUGCGUCAGUUGAUAGGCUUGUCAUGAAAGAUGGUCACAACAUAGGAGGCCUUGAGGUAAAAUGCCCGUUCUCCAAACAAGGGCUCUCAGCGGAGGAUGCAAGUCAGGAGUGCAUCAAAACGUUUUUGUUUACUUUAUUUGUAUAGAAGGCAGUAUUCCCUCACGUACUUUGUUAGCAAGCAGUUAAAAGGCUUUUAAUCCACUCUGGCGAUAUAUAUUUGAAGUGGGCAACAUUUCUCUGGUGCAGUUAGACGGAAAACAAGUACUUAUUUCGAACCCUGAAUCUGAAUAAAGCGUACAACACCGCUACUUCAGCGAAUGAGGUUCGAAGGAAACGGUAGAUUUAAAAACAUCUUAUGCGGCCAGUAAGAAUCGCAUAACUGUGUAAUGAAAUUGGUAAAUAGUUUCUUAAGAUGACCUGUGUUUAUGCAAAACGAUAACACAGCAACAAAUUAGAUGGGAUCUGAAUACCAGAAACCCCCUUUAGCCCCUCUCCUAGCCAGCGACGAGGAUUUCUACAUGUCUGCCGUUCCACCUCUGGCCUGGGGAUGGGUUUACUGUACCUUUUCAGAACACAGUAAAAAUCACGAAAAAACACAAAACGUAGCACGAAAAAUAUCGUAUCACACACAUUUUUUCCCUGUUCAAUGAGACAACUGUGUUGGAGAUAUGCGGGUCUAAAAAACGUGCAUCUGUUGUUUGGUAAUCGAAGACGCGUGGGUCAUACCAACCCUUCCGCCGCUUAGAACGGGGGUAGUAGGUGGGGAAUGCUGAGGCAGAUGUCUUGGGUAUAAUGUAGGACAUGUCUGUACAGUAUAUCAAGACUUGAUCAUUGCUAGCCCAGACACAGUAUUAUAGCAUUUAUUCACUCCAAGUAAUUUGAAAUUUGUUACCGUGAAAGGCAUUAUGCCCUGUUACAUUAUUUCCCCUGAUGGGCAUUUUGGUCUGGUACAAAGAAAGUCUUCCUUAACCAUUGCUAUACUACCAUCGCAAGGUACUUCAGUCUUCCUGGAGAUGGCCAGGCCCGGACCUCGUGUCAAAAUGCAAUGAUACAACAAGCAAACCAGACGAGGUAUA
Messenger RNA from Branchiostoma floridae (Florida lancelet), 2326 nucleotides. RefSeq lists its product as uncharacterized. NCBI's taxonomy places the organism in Eukaryota, Metazoa, Chordata, Leptocardii, Amphioxiformes, Branchiostomatidae. Bases 1 to 1395 code for a protein of 464 amino acids. The record is from RefSeq and is a predicted model, not a curated record. The transcript has 3 exons.